UCUGUCUCAGUUGGAAUUACGACAGAGAAUGCUUCCGUCUACCUGAGGGGUCCCUGGGACACCAUUCACUUCAGCUGUCCUGGAUCAGAACAGACCGGGGUCUUCAGACCAUGUGUGUUUGAAAUGAGACCGUCAUAAAAGCUUGGAUCUUGGCCGUGAGGUGCUCAGAAGACGAGGGUGCUGAUGGAGGACACCAACAUAUUCCCUCCUAAUGUAUCUGUCUACAGGUUGUCAGCCGAGGGGGAGACUGCCGUUGGUGUUUACUUGUUGAUACUAGGGUGGCUCUCCUGUCUAGGUAAUGGAGUGGUGAUUCUACUGUUGGUCAAGCAGAGACACAGUCUUGAGCCACAGGACUUACUCACUCUCAAUCUGGCUGUGUCCGACGCUGGUGUCGCGAUCUUCGGCUACUCCAGAGGGAUACUGGAAAUCUUCAACUUGUUCAGGGACGACGGCCUGCUGAUCAAGACCAUCUGGACCUGCCAGGUGGACGGCUUCCUGAUCAUGCUCUUUGGGCUCAUCAGCAUCAACACACUGACAUCCAUCAGUGUCGUUCGCUACAUCAAAGGAUGCCAGCCCAGCUAUGCUCAUUAUAAUAACCACUGUAACGUUGCUGUGGUGAUUGUGGCAGUGUGGCUGUGUGCCCUCUUCUGGGCUGGAGCACCCCUGGUGGGCUGGGGGAGUUACACAGCUCGUAAGUAUGGGACGUGUGAGAUAGACUGGGUCCAGGCCAGGUUCUCUGUGUCGUACAGACUCUAUGUCAUCCUCAUCUUCACCUUCAACUUUUUCAUCCCAUUCGUGGUCAUCUGGUUCUCCUACGUGUCCAUCAUCCGGACGGUCAACAACAGCCACAAGUCCAGCAGAGGGGGAGCGGUCAGCGAGAGAGAGAAUCAGAUGGAGCGCAGUAUAACAACAGUGUCUCUGAUCCUGUGUUCAGCCUUCCUGCUGGCCUGGUCUCCAUACGCAGUCAUCUCCAUGUGGUCUGCCUGUGGUCACCAGGUGCCUCCUCUCCACAGCAUCCUGGCCAGCCUGUUUGCUAAGUCAGCCAGCUCCUACAACCCCUUCAUCUACCUGGGCCUGAACUCCAAGUUCAGACAAGACUUCAGAGCCCAGUUCCACUGCCUGCGCCACAAACCGGACCUCUCCCACAGGUCCGACGAGGUGCAGAUUGACCUGGACAUUAUGGAGGUGAAUGGAGGGGUGGAUGACCUGGACUCUGGGGUAGAGCUGGGUAGUGAGAGGGGGGAGAACCAGAGGAGUCCUCUUAUGCCCCCGAUGAUAGCCCCGGCUCCCAGUCAUCGCCUGUUCCUGAGGAAGCUCAGUGACUCUGGGCGCCUGUGAGCUCUGUCUCUUUGUUUCUGUCUCUCUGUCUCUGUCCCUCUGUUUCUCUCUUUCGGUCUCUCUCUAUUUGUCUCUCUAUUUCUGUCUCUCUGAUUCUGUCUCGCUGUCUCUCCCACUCUCUCGCUCUCUCUCUCUCUCUCUUGUCCUACGUACUGAGCCACAGCGGAGCUCAGCUCUCACUGUUAACUGUUCACCUCCACAGCACUCUGACCGCCUGUACACACGUACAUUUUUCUCACAGCACUGCAACCGUCUGGACUUACUUUUUGUUUUUAAUCAAGAGAAGACAUUGGUUUUGGCCUCACCUGAAUUAUUUGGAAUCACUGAUGCUGAAGGAUUUACAGUAUGUGGCGGCACUAUCAAUUUAGGGUCUGAGUUAAAUCAUAUUUGUUUUACUGUUUUACAUGUUACUCUAAAAGCUGUAAAUAAUUUAGUUAUUUUUUAAAAAUAAAUACUUGGUUUUAGGUUUGUACGCCGCCCAAAAAAUAACUUCCAAUAGCUCAUCAAUCAACGAUGACUUGACUCAAAGGGGGUUAUAUCAGGCGCUGAUGUUGUACAUUAA
Oncorhynchus masou masou (cherry salmon) is the source of this 1900-nucleotide messenger RNA. It is a transcript of the gene opn6b, whose product is annotated as opsin 6, group member b. Gene Ontology annotation, biological process: G protein-coupled receptor signaling pathway; cellular response to light stimulus; phototransduction. Gene Ontology annotation, cellular component: plasma membrane. The transcript has 6 exons. The record is from RefSeq and is a predicted model, not a curated record. The coding region runs from base 184 to 1338 and encodes 384 amino acids. Lineage: Eukaryota; Metazoa; Chordata; Actinopteri; Salmoniformes; Salmonidae. Gene Ontology annotation, molecular function: G protein-coupled photoreceptor activity.